CAUGUAUUUACAAAGCGUUGAAAUAUUGACAGCGAAGCUAAUAACAACAUAGAAUAUGUGACACUUUCGUCUAAAUAAUUUGGACUUUUGUGUUUGAAAAAAGAAAAGAUGUUUAUAAUCUCAUAUUUGAUAUCUAUUUAUUGAAACUUGAGUCAACCAAGCAAUGGUUGGAUUUAAUAAGAAUCAAGGUUUGGAAUAUGGAGAUUGAGAGAUAAAGUCGUAAUUGUUAAGUUUGUUAUCAAAUGAUGUUAUUAUAAACCAACAAGAAUAGUUGUUUUAAAGCCAUCUAUAUCAACAAAAUGGUGAAGGUAGCAGUUGUUGGCUGUGGAUUACUAGGAACAAAAAUAGCAGGUGAACUUGCAUAUCAUGGACAUAAAGUGAAAGUAACAGACAGUAAGGUAGAGAAUUUAAACAAAGUUUACGAGAAAUUACAAGAAGAUAAAAAGAUGUUAAAAGAUGAUGGAAUAUUGACCCAUGAUAAUUUUAUUGGUCAAGUAUUAUGUAUGAGUAGAUUAGAAGAAACUGUAAAAGAUGUGGACUUUGUUUUUGAAUGUAUUAUUGAUGAUCUGGAAAUCAAAAAAGAUUUAUUUCAACGAAUAUCCCAUUUGUGUCGACCAGAUACUGUGAUAGCCACAAAUACUCUCAGAUUAGAUGUAUCGGAGAUAUCAUCAAGAACAUAUUUACCUGAGAGAACAAUUGGUCUACGUUUUUUAUUUCCUGUUUAUUAUAUACCAGAAGUUGAAGUUCGAUCAGGCAAAGAUACCUCACACCACACCAUCGAAAAAACCCGUAAAUUUUUGGAGAAGAUGGGAAAGACAUUAUUUUUUCGAUCUGGAAUUCAUCCACUCAUCUUAACAGAGGAACAGAGAGAAGAACGUAAAAAGAAUCGUAUAGCUCAGAUUAAAGAAAUGAAUAAUAGUGGUCAUCAAUGUGUUUUACUUCCUCUUCUAUCACAUAGUGGUAAUAUUAAACCUAAACAAGAUGAUGAAGACAGUAUUGUACCUAGUGAUAUGGAUCGUGAUUGUGCUAUCUGUAUGGAUCGUAUAAGAGACUGUGUAUUGAGACCAUGUAAUCAUAUGGUGACGUGUAGUCAGUGUGCCAAGAUGUUAUUUAAUCGUCGAGAUGGGUGUCCGAUUUGCCGUAAAGAUAUUACAGACACCAUAUCAGUGUAUCAUUCGUAAAGAAGGAUAAUAAAAAUUCAACUUAAUAUCUGUGAUUUUUACUAAGGAUGUUCUGUCUAAAUUGAUUAACUGUGACAUUAUGAACAGUUGUAACUGAGAUUUUGCACUACCGAAUUCCACUUAAUAUCUGUGAUUUUUUACUAAGGAUAUUCUGUUUAAAUUAAUUAACUGUGACAUUGUGAACAGUUGUUACUAAGAUUUUCUCCUGUAAGACAUUUAAAUAGUGGAAAUAAUUUAUCAGUGGACUCGAUUAUGUGUAAUAUAUAUUUCUGUGAUUAGACUGAGAACAUCAAAAAAUGAUUUCUUAUAUUAUAUGCUGUGAUUUAAGAGGCAUGUCCAAUAAUUCAUGACCAUAUUGCAUUUACAUUUAAUCAUUGUUAAAGCUUGUUAUUUUAAAGGUUUAGUGGUGAUGAUUAUUCAUUUCAUAAAAUAGUGGUGAUAAUUAUUCAUUUCAUAAAAUAGUGGUGAUAAUUAUUCAUUUCAUAAAAUAGUGGUGAUGAUUAUUCAUUUCAUAAAAUAGGAAUUCUUAGAUGAAACUUUCUAUUUUUUCCAUUCUCUAUAGUAUAAUCAUAGCCCAUUGUACAAUACAAACUACAUAUAAAUAUUGAACAUGACACUGAAACAUGUACAAGUUUUAUAAUAAAAGGCUUGUUUCAGCUUCUGAGCAGUGACAUAUUUAAUUUAUCUCUCAGUGUAGUGUGCCAUGUUCAACCUAAUUUGACCAUGAUCUAUAAAUAUGUUACUGAUCAGAAUGAGGUGACAGGUUCAAUUCAAAAAACGUAAAUCUGGCAUUGAGGAGAGUGAUAUCAUAAUUUUUUACUUAUCAAGAAUCUAUGUUUUGUGGGGAGAGUGGGGGCAAUUUGUAGAAUUAAAUCCUCAGUAGAAAGUGUAUUUUAUGAUCAUAUGUAUAGGUUUUUGACAGAUAUUGUCUUUUCAGCGAAUUUCUAUUUCAGAUUGUACAUUUGUUUUCAAAUGUCAGAUUCUGCUUUUUUAAUGCGAUCGCGGAAUAUCAUCACCCUUAGAAGUUAGAAUUGGAAAGAAAUAUCUAACCCGUUGGAAAUUUAUCUAUAGAUGAAUAUAUUAAAUGAGAUAGAAUUAGCUAUAGAAAAGAUUUGUAGUUUCUGGAACUUGGUUAACUAUUGACUACCUGAAGAAGGAAUAUUUAUGACCACACUUGGAAAUAAGGCACCUAAUGUUAGACAAAAUUUCAGGCUUUGUCGGACACAGCCCUUCUGCCGCCAUACAAUUAUGUACUCCACAGAUUUGUCUUUUUUCUUUGUUUUAUUGAUAUUUUUAAUACCAAAUUCCAAAUUGUCAGGUAGUGGUUGAAUGGUGCCAGACAUUAUAUCACGUGCCUCUAAAAUCGUUACAUCCAGGUUUCAUACGACGUCAUUUCUGGAAAUUGAUCCAAGGUCGAAAGAUUUGCUUUUAUUAUUAAAUCUUAGUGUUAUUAUUAAAAGGUGUAGUGUUAAUUUUACUCCAGAAGAAAUUAUCUCUGUCUGUUUUACAAUGAAUGUGAGUCUAGACAAAUAAAUCACCAUUUUUGUCUAUAAUAUAUGGUAAUGGACUGUCUUACCGUUCUCUGAUCUUUGACAGUAUACAAAUUUUAUUCUAUUUUUUCCAGUCUAUUAUUCGUUGUAGUGAAGAUGGGAACAAUUUAUAUUAUUGAGAUUAUAUGAUUUGAUUUAAUUUCAUAGGAUGUGAAAUUAAGCUAGAAAAAUAAACUGGGUACUUAAUAUCAGAUUUAUUAAAUCCUAGUUUUAUAACAACCAUUGACUGUAUGGUCAUUCUUGCCAAAAAUAUUAAUACAGCUAUGGAGCAUUGAGAUUUUACCGUCCAAUUUCUGUUGAUUUUUUGUCAGUGAAUAGAAUCUUUACAGUGAAUAUACUUUAUUUAUUUUUAUUUAUUGUUUUAUAUUUUAUGUUUUAUCCAUCCCAAAAUAAAACAUAUACUAGUAUUAUACAAUGUUUGGUUGUGAUAUAUAUAGAGCUGUAAUUAAAAAGCAGUUAUGUGAGAGCAAAAUCUGGUUACAAAUGUUACAUAUAAAUUAUUAUCUAGAUAUUUAUUCACAUGACAAGCCUAUAACUCUCUAGACUAUCAGAUGUCCGAGAUAUUGAGUGGAAUGUUGAAAUAUACAUGCAUCUGAAUUUGUUUUCAAUAAACCCAAAAACGAAAGUAAAAUUUUAAAGGUAAACAAACCGACUUUGCUUAAACUAUUUGAACAAAAAUUUUGUUAUACAGAGAUUGUCCGAUAACUAUUAAAAUAAUAAACCUGAGAUUUUAUCUUGUCUUGAUAAAAUCUAAGAGAUUUAGUUCCUUUAAUUUAAUGUCUUCUAUUUGUUUUGGUUUUCUUUGAUACAUGUAUCAGUGUUAUCCGGCCUUAAAUGAAAUAUAAUAUAUUUGGUUGUGUGUGUGUGAUAAAUAUAUGUGUGUCUGUUAUAUCUGUUAUUAUAUUAUAUAUUCAGUAUUGUCAGAAGAUAUUAAACUAAAAUAAAAGUAUACUUGUGUUUUUAGUU
Molecule: messenger RNA, 3697 nt
Organism: Patella vulgata (common limpet)
Lineage: Eukaryota; Metazoa; Mollusca; Gastropoda; Patellidae
Product: 3-hydroxybutyryl-CoA dehydrogenase
Exons: 9
Coding region: 300-1181 (293 amino acids)
Biological process (GO): fatty acid metabolic process
Molecular function (GO): NAD+ binding
Source: RefSeq, a predicted model, not a curated record